This is a messenger RNA of Fraxinus pennsylvanica, 840 nucleotides long. NCBI's taxonomy places the organism in Eukaryota, Viridiplantae, Streptophyta, Magnoliopsida, Lamiales, Oleaceae. The record is from the annotation of a GenBank genome assembly.
AUGGCGACAGGGUUGCUCAGACGGGCAAUAACUAGGGUUCCGGCUUCGGUGCCGGCGGCGAGGGUAAUCCUAAAUCGGAUCCACUCGUCGGAGGCCAAGGCCCAAUUAGUGGAGCCUAGUUCAAAGUCCACCAGCUACAUCAAGACCUUCCAAAUCUACAGAUGGAACCCGGACAGUCCUCAGAAGCCGGAGCUGCAAAACUACGAGGUUGACCUCAAGGAGUGUGGCCCAAUGGUCUUGGAUGCCCUAAUCAAGAUCAAGAAUGAGGUCGAUCCUACAUUGACAUUCCGGCGAUCUUGCCGUGAGGGAAUCUGCGGUUCGUGCGCUAUGAACAUCGACGGCCGGAAUGGGCUAGCCUGUUUGACCAAGAUCCCAUCUGGUGGGGCAUCUAUGAUUACUCCCCUGCCCCAUAUGUUUGUGAUCAAGGAUCUUGUCGUGGAUAUGACUAAUUUUUAUAACCAAUAUAAGUCUAUUGAGCCGUGGCUGAAGAGGAAAAACCCGCCAGAAAAUGCCGGGAAAGAGAUUCUGCAGAGUAAGGAGGAUAGAAAGAAACUCGAUGGGAUGUACGAGUGCAUUUUGUGCGCCUGCUGUAGCACAUCCUGCCCCAGCUACUGGUGGAAUCCUGAGUCUUAUCUCGGCCCUGCUGCCCUACUGCAUGCCAAUCGAUGGAUAAUGGAUAGCCGUGAUGAAUACACCAAGGAGCGCCUUGAGGCAGUAAAUGAUGAGUUCAAGUUAUAUCGGUGCCAUACCAUUUUGAAUUGUGCUAAAGCUUGCCCAAAGGGACUGAAUCCUGGAAUGCAAAUCCAGAACAUCAAGAAACUUGAGCUCACUAGUUUUUAA